AUGGCCUCUCCCAAAAUGAGCCCAAUCCCAAGGAGCUCCAUCGCCCAGCGCAUCCUCGACGGGGAGACGCUCAUCGUCUACGACGGCCAGCUCCUCAAGAUUCCCCAGUCCUGGGUCGAUGCUCAUCCGGGAGGCUCUUUGGCGUUGCUGCAUUUCGUCGGCAGAGACGCGUCUGAUGAGAUUCAGGCCUACCAUUCAGAACACGCCCUCAAGCUCAUCAAGAGAUACUCCGUCGGCGCCGUCGAGACCGACGAGCAUGGCUCUUGGGAAGCCCUUGUUCCCCCAAUAAUGACAGGCUGGGUCAGGAAGCCUGCCAGUAACGGAACGAAGGAAUGGUAUAACGAGUCCAGCACUUUCGCGCCUCUGGAGGGUACCACGGACAUUCUCCUCGUGAAGAGAGACGACUUGGGUGUGGAAAAGGGUCCAACGUUGUCCAACUUGACUCCGUCGCCGACCUCACUGUCGCUGAAAGCCCAGGCAGAUCAUUCCGCAGCGUACAAGCUGUUGCAUAAGCGCAUUGUAGACGCCGGACUUUACAAGACACCUUAUCUCACUGGCUACGGCCCCGAAGUUCUGCGCUACACCAUGCUCGCUGGCCUGUCAGCCUAUGCGUAUUACAGGAACUGGCUCAUGACCAGCGCUGCUCUCCUUGGGUUCACCUGGCACCAACUGGUCUUCACCGUUCACGAUCUAGGACACAUGGGAGUGACACAUGAUUGGACCUUUGAUCGUCUCAUCGCGAUUCUAAUUGCUGAUUGGAUUGGAGGGCUCAGUGUCGGCUGGUGGGUUCACAACCACAAUGUUCAUCACCUUGUCACGAAUCAUCCAUCUCAUGACCCCGACAUCCAGCAUAUUCCUUUCUUUGCCAUUUCCCCUUCCUUCUUUUUCAAUCUAUGGUCUUCGUAUUACAAGCGCAUCAUGCCCUUCGACGCGUUCUCGCAGUUCCUAAUAUCAUUGCAACAUCGCAUCUUCUACGUCGUCUUGGCUCUGGCACGCUUUAACCUUUACCGCAAUUCUUACGUCUUCCUCGUCCAAAGCGCGUUUGAUAAGAAACGAGCCAGAGGCGGAAGGUGGACUUGGUGGCUUGAGGUCGCGGGCAUUGCCUUCUUUUGGUGCUGGUUCGGCUCUGUCUUGUACGGGUGUGGAUCAUGGAAGAAGGCAUUUAUGUAUCUACUCGUCAGUCAUAUAGCUGCGAGUCCAGUACACGUUCAGAUUGUCCUCUCUCAUUUCUCUAUGUCCACGGCUGACCUUGGUCCUGUCGAAUCGUUCCCGCAUCGGCAGUUACGGACAACAACAGACGUCAUAUGCCCACCCUCCCUAGCCUUCGUCCAUGGAGGGCUCCAUCUGCAAGUAACGCAUCAUCUAUUCCCGCGUCUGCCUCGACACAAUUUACGCAAAGCGUCUAUGUUGGUCAAAGAAUUCGCUCAAGAACAGGGACUCGUGUACGCUGAAUUCGGCUUCGCAGAGGGGAACUCAGAAGUUGUGGGGGUAUUACGUGGUGUUGCGGAGCAGGUUGGGAUUGUAGGAAGAGUGGCGGGAGCUGAGGUCAAGGAAGUUAUCGAACGGUGGGAGAGCCAAUGGGAGCAAGUUAGCGAUAAAAAGACUGGAUGA
Messenger RNA from Pleurotus ostreatus (oyster mushroom), 1611 nucleotides. RefSeq lists its product as uncharacterized. The record is from RefSeq and is a predicted model, not a curated record. The transcript has 4 exons. Gene Ontology annotation, biological process: lipid metabolic process. Gene Ontology annotation, molecular function: oxidoreductase activity, acting on paired donors, with oxidation of a pair of donors resulting in the reduction of molecular oxygen to two molecules of water. The coding region runs from base 1 to 1611 and encodes 536 amino acids. Gene Ontology annotation, cellular component: membrane. Lineage: Eukaryota; Fungi; Basidiomycota; Agaricomycetes; Agaricales; Pleurotaceae.